Molecule: messenger RNA, 4035 nt
Organism: Paramecium pentaurelia
Lineage: Eukaryota; Ciliophora; Oligohymenophorea; Peniculida; Parameciidae
Source: the annotation of a GenBank genome assembly
AUGUAUAAAUAAAAUCCCAAUGAAAAGGAACCUUAUUCAUUGUUUUCACCUUCUAUCAAUCUAAAUAAAUAGACAGAUAACACAUAAUCAGGUCUUUUUAAUAGAGAUUAAUAAUCUGUAUAAUAAAUGAGAGAAUAAAUAAGACAACUAAAAAUGCAACUCAGUAAAACAAACCUUGAGAAGGAAACUGCUAUUCAAGAGAAUAACAAACAAAUAAGAGAAUUAGAAAGAGUCUAAAUCUAUGUCACUUAAUUAGAAGCACGUAUUAAAAUGCUUGAAGAGUCGUUAAUAGCUUAAUAAACAGAAGCAGAAAGGAAACUAACUUUGUAAAAGUAUGUUUUUUCAAAUAUAUUAAUAGAUAGCAUUUUGAGUAUUUAAAGUAAUCAACUAUUGAAAGAUAAUAAACAGGAAUGUAGAGAGAUUUCAAUUUAGAGAAAAAUGAUUUAGAGAUACAAAUAAAAUUACUAAAAUAAAGGAUUGUAGAAUUAGAAGAGUAAUUAUAGAAAGUUACCUCUAUUGAUCAUAUGUCUGGUUAUGAGGAUUUAUAGAGGUAGAUAGAUUCACUUACUUUAUAAUUGUAAUAAUAAUUAACUUUAUGAUUAUUAGAAUGAGUUAAAAAGGAUAGGAGAGAUAAUUUUUUGAAAAAAUGUAGGAUCUUUAAAAAUAAUUAUAAAUUAGUACUUCAAAAUAUGAUUAAUUAGUUCAUUCGUCUAAAUAAGAAAUUGAAGAAUAUGUAUAUACAAAUAAUUAUAAAUAGAUUGAGAAGAUUACUCUUAUAUCUAAUUAAUUAAAGGAAAAUUAAGAAUAUACAGAAUAAUUGGAAGAAGAAAAGAUGACAUAAUAAUUACAAUUAUCACAUCAGUAAUUCUUUAUUUUUAAUAUUUAUUAAGAGUAUUUCUGGCUUAUAAUGAAAUAGAAAGAUUGAAUAUUAAGAUUUUGAAGAUUAAUAAGAAAAUGAAAUUUAUUGAAGAAUCUCAUGUAUAAUAAUUAGAAGAUCGUUAACAUUAAUUUGAAAAUUAAGUAUUAAUAUGAAAUGUAUUCUUAGUUUAAUUUAAGAUAAUAAAAUUUAUAAAAAGGAUCAAAUGAAUUAAAAUUAUCAUAUGAAUUAAAAUUAUAGAAUUUAUAAUUGUAAUUAUAAGAAAGAGAAGAAAUGAUAGAAUAAUUAAAAUUAGAAUUGAAAUAGAAAUAAUAGAGAAUAGAUGAAUUAACUAAAUAACUUGAUUUAGAAAGAUAAAAAAUUAAAUAAUAAUUUGAAUCAUUCACAAUAUAAAUUAGAGAUCAUAAAAAUACAUCUGAAAAAGCUUAUACUGAAUUAUAAACUAAUUCUAGAGAUCAAAUUAUAAAAUUAUAAUAAUAAAAAUAAGAAUUAGAGUCUAUAUUGAAUAGAAUUAAAAGUGAAUUGGAAAAUCAAAAAAACUAAAAUUCUUAAUUGCAAAAUUAAUUAAAUUAAUUAUAAUUAGAAUAUGAAUAGAUGAGAUAAUAGUAUGAAUAAUAAAUAACUAAUUUAAAUUUAGAGAUUAAUCGUCUUAAAACAUAAAUGUAAUAAAUAUCAGGGUAUUUUUAUUAUAUUAAAUUAGUAAAUCUUAGUAAAGUCUUGAUGAAUUGUAAUAUUAAUUAGAAGCAUCAAAAUAAUAAUAUUCUUAAUUAUUAGAACAAUAAUAAUAAUUAUAAAAUAGUGUAUCUAAGAAAAAUGAAUUAUAUGAAAAUGAAAUUAAAUAAUUAAAAUAAAAAUUAACAUAAGGAGCAAAUGAUAUUAAUAAUCUUAAAAAUGAAUUAGAUAAAGAAAAGGAAGAAUAUAAUUUAAUCACAUAAGAUUAUCAAUAAUAAUUUUAAUUAUUGGAAAAGAGACUAAAAGACAAAGAAAAUGAAUUAUUACAAUUAAAAAGAACAUUAUAAUAAACAACUGAAAGUUAUAGUGAAUAAAUUACACAAUUAGAAUUAUAGAUUAAUCAAUUACAAUAAUAACUUUAAUAAUAAUAGUCUUAAUUUACAACACAAUUAAAAAAUUCAGAAAAGGAAAAAGAAAAACUUAAAUAAACAAUAAAAGAAAGAGAAAAUGAAAUAUCUUAAUUAAAAUAAACUAUUAAGACUAUGGAAGAAAAUUCAAAUACUUCAAUUUCAUAAUUAGAUAUUUAACUUAGCAAAUUAUAAUAAUUAUAUUAGAGUUUAUAAUAAGAAUCAUAAUAACAAAAAAAUUAAUUUUAAAAAUAAAUUUAAUAGAUGACUUAAACAAUAAAUGAAUUAAAAGAAAGAAUUUCAGAAAUGCAAUUAGAGUAUGAACAAAAUGAAAAUAAUUUAAAUGAAAAUAUGUUAAAAUUAUAAAAUACUAAUAAAGAUUUACAAAGGUAAAUUCAACUCUUUUAGAAAUAGAUUUAAGAAUAUGAAAUUAGAAUUAAAUUUGAAGAAAAUAAAGGAUCUGAUUUAAAUUAAUAAUUAGAAUCACUUUAAGAAGAAUUAGAAUAAUUAAAGUUAGAAAUUAAAAAUUAAGAAAGAGAUAAAGAAAAAUUAAAAUCAUAAUUAAAGGAUUUAUAAUUAUAAUAUGAAUAAUUACUUAAAUUAAAAUAAGAUUUAGAAUAGAAAUUAUCAAUAGUAACAUAAUAACAUGAUGAUUUAACUAAUGAAUAUAAUGAAUUUUAUAUGAAUUCAUAAUAAUAAUAAGAAUAAUUAUAAGGAAAUAUUCAAGAAAAAGAUAAAUAAAUAAAAAAUGCUAAUUAAUAAAUUAAUUAAUUAAAAUAAAGAAUUUCUGAUUUAGAGAGAUAAGUAAUUUAAAUGACUCAUGAAAUUGAAGAAAGAGAUACUAAAUAUAGUGAAUUAGAAUAAAAUACUAAUAUGAAAUUAUAAAAAUUAAAUAAUGCAAUAGAUUAAUCAAAAAAAUAAAAUUAAGAAGAUGAAAAAUUAUGGAAAAUGAAACUUACUUAAUUAUCUGAUUAACAUGAAGAAAGAGAAAGAGAAUUAUAAUAAGAAAAAGAAGAUUUAUAAUAAAAAUUAGAAUUUCAACUUAAUUAAUUGAAAAAAUCAAAAUAAGAAACAGAAUAAAGAUUAUCUUAAUUAUAAAUUAAACAUGAUUAAUUAGAGAAUAGUUAUGAAGAUAUUUAAAGAGAAUAUAAUGAUCUUUAAGAUAAAUAUGUUAUAAUAUAAUAACAAAUUUAAAGUUUAACAAUAGAAAUAUAAUUAUUAUAAAAAUUUAAAUUAGAUACUAAUGAUAAUGAAUUAAAAUUUUAAGCAUUAAGAGAUAGUUUAGAAUCAUAAUUAAAAUUAUUACAAACUAAAUAUGAUUCUUUAUUAUCAUCUGAAUAACAUUUAUUAGAAGAGAAUAGAAAAUUAGAAGAAUAAAAUAAUAUUAGAAUUGGAUAAUUGGAAGAAUUUAGAUUGAAAUUUGAAACAUAAACUGUAUCUUUAGUAGAUUAUUAAACUAUGAAAUAGGAGAGAGAUGAAUUAACAGCUAAAAACUUUUCAUUAAGUUAAUAAGGUCUUAAAGAUAAAGCUGAAGUGUAAAAGAUGAAAAGGGAAAUUGAAAAUUUAAAGGAAGAUUUAAAAACUAAAGAAAAUGAAGUUGAAGAAGCAUAUAAUUUUGCAAGAACUAGAUAGACUACAGGAGAUAAACAAAAAAAUGAAACAGAUAUGCUCAAAAUUGAAAAUUAAAAACUUCAAAAUUAAAUUAAAGGAUUUGAAGCUAAAAUUAUAGUAUAGAAUGAAGAAAUAGAUAAAUUAAGAAGAUAAAAUGAAGAUUUGCAAUAUUAACUUUAAUAAUAAAAAGCACUUGUUAUAAAACUUGAGUAAUAAUUGCAUUAAUGUAAUUCAGAAAAUUAGAAACUUACAUAAUUAUAUGAUUAAGUUAAAGCCAAAUAUGAUUAAGCUUAUGAAGGAAUGAAAAAUGAAUCAAUGUUUAGGGUAAAUAAUUUUAUUACUAUUUAGACUAGGGAAUCAGUUAUGAAUAAAGUUGAUGAUGGUAACUAUGUAAAACGAGUAGUCCAAACAACCACAUUAAAUUCAAGGAUGGUUGCAUCAAAAUAUUAAGACUAAGAAUUUAAUUGA